Messenger RNA from Striga asiatica, 2469 nucleotides. Lineage: Eukaryota; Viridiplantae; Streptophyta; Magnoliopsida; Lamiales; Orobanchaceae. The record is from the annotation of a GenBank genome assembly.
AUGUUGGUAAGAUUAAAGCCUGACAGUAGAAUGGUUGAGGAGAUUGAGACGUUAUCGAGUCUUGAUGACGAGAACCGAAAAAAUGCACCAGAACCCGUUCAUUUAAAUUUUGGUGUUUCCUAUCAUAACAUCAUGGCAAAUUCCGGGGAUUGGAAUCCGACUGCUAGUUUAUCUAGGCUAGUCAACCCGAAAUUUGCCAUGCAUGAGGUUAUGGAAGCACCAAAAUUUAAAUCAACGGGCUAUGGUGCAUUUCCUCGGUUCUCGUUAUCAAGACUCGCGAACAUUAAGUCAAUCUCCUCAACCAUUCCACUGUCAGACUUUAAUCUUACCAACACAUUUUUUGAGGUCUCGUAUCCUAUUAAGUACAAAUUUGACGCUCAGAGGAAGACCACGAAUGACGACCCCAUAAUAUAUCAUCAGAAUGACCACAGGCAUGAUGGGCAAAGAUUGUCGAUGCUGCAAACAAGGUACUUCUUUUUAGGUCAUGUGAUGCACAAUCAAUUUUGCACAACUCCAUUUGUUACAGGAAGUAAAUGGAAGUACACACAAAGACAAGAAGGUGGGCCAGGCAGUGAUAAGGGCAUUCGGUGUGCAAUUGUCAAAAAUUCUGUUAAUACUCAUCUCAGUGCGGGUGAUCUUCUCCGAGCAGAGAUAAAUUCUGGUUCUGAAAAUGGGUACAAUUUUAGUAACAUGAUUAAGGAGGGAAAAAUUGUGCCUUCGGAGGUAACAAUUAAGCUUCUCCAACGAGCAAUAGAAGAAAACAGCAACGACAAGUUUCUAAUUGACGGCUUUCCUCGCAAUGAGGAAAAUUGUGCAACAUUUGAAUCUGUAACUGUGAUUGAGCCAUAAUUUUUACUCUUCUUCGAUUGUCCAGAGGAGGAAAUGGAGAGGCGCCUAUUGAGUAGGAACCAGACGCAACAUGAGACCAUUAGGAAGAGAUUUAUGGUGUACAUGUAGUCUAGUCUCCCGGUGAUAGAAUAUUACACUACUAAAGGGUUAAGCAACACCAGCAUUACACCAGAUCAAGCGCAAAGAAAGUUAUAUAUUUUGUUGGAGGUCUGAGACAACCAGCAAGAUGUUGCUUGCGUAUUUUGGACAACAUGGAGGAGGGUUCUGUUGCGUAUGACAAGGAUUCUAACAAAUCCUGUGGCUUCGUAUUCGUCACUUACAGGACUGUCGAGGCUGCAAAGAAAGCAAUUGAUGACCCACAAAUGAUGCUUGCAGUGAGGUUUAGUCAAAUUCAUUAAAAGAGAUCUGCUUCUUCCAGAAGUAGAUAUAUUCCUUAAAUCUGUGUUUUGAUUUCACAGGUUGCACCCUCAGCAUGUUUAUUUGCUAAAACAACUCGAACCUGAAUAGGUGGUUUAUCACUUCAUUAUUAUAAAUUACAUGAUAUCCCUAAUAUAAAUUUGUAAGCAUAAAUGUGCUACAUCUUGACCGUGUCAGUUCCAUACUGAACAUAAUGUUUGUUGAAUAUGAUUGUUUUAAAAAAUGGCAGAGAAGAAAUAUCACGGUGAAAUUUGAUUAAUAUUUGUAUAAUUAUUAUUAGUGUUAGAUAAUUGCUAAACUAGAAUAAUAGCAACUCUUGUAUCUAACCUAUAAAUAGGCAAUACAAAUAAUGUAUUUUUAUAUAUUUCAAUGGUGUCAUCUGAGUUGUAUUUUAUUUUAUAGACCUACUAGGUAGAGAUGUAAGAAUCCAUGAUGAUCUCUUUCAUGACUUUAUAGCCUUAAAUGAUCACAGGACUUGCACAAUGCACCAAUUUCUUCAACAAAUCCUGUUGUAGCCCCUCCAAUCCCAGACAAUUCAGGUGUUUCUUAUCCUCUCUCUUUAGAUGAUGCCAUGAGUUACAGAAUGCACCAAGUUCUUUAACAAAUCCUGUUGUGGCCACUGCAAUCCCAGACAAUUCAGCAUUGAAAGGUCUUUCAAAGGGUACUGAACGUCGAGUAAUUCCUACUCCAGAGAAGGUUGAAGAGCGAAUGGCUCUUAUCAGAGGCGAUACCUACUUUGAAUCGUGCAUCCGCAGGAGAAAAUCGUGAGAGUAUUGUAAGCGGGGUGAUGUCCAUGAUAUUCGGGUACUGUGCAACUCCAGUUUACCUCUGCGAGAAGAUCGGGUUGCAUGACUAUUUUUUCUCUGAGGAAUUUCUGGCUCCUAUGUGGAUAUGAUAGCAGUUUUCUCUGUCUCCUUGUUACUAUUCUGUAAAUUGCUUUUUUUAAUGGAGAACAAUGGAGAUGCAUACAACAUGCUAUCCCACCUUUUGUUUACUUUGAAUCUAAAGUAAUUUUUUUUUUCUAGGACGAUAAAUUUCAUUAAUAAAUGUACAAAUUUACUUUAUUUUACUCCGCUGGAUCUAGUUGGGAGGAAUCCCCUAACUAGUGUGUCUUAGGCGGAGACGAAAGGAUAUAAAUUUUUUACUUGUAAUCUUAGUGUCCUUUUUAAAUGUAAAGUAAUUAAGUUAUUGUUUUUUUACUAA